Molecule: messenger RNA, 1576 nt
Organism: Triplophysa dalaica
Lineage: Eukaryota; Metazoa; Chordata; Actinopteri; Cypriniformes; Nemacheilidae
Exons: 8
Coding region: 1-1014 (337 amino acids)
Biological process (GO): T cell activation; interleukin-15-mediated signaling pathway; positive regulation of ERK1 and ERK2 cascade
Cellular component (GO): membrane raft; external side of plasma membrane
Molecular function (GO): protein tyrosine kinase binding; MHC class II protein binding
Source: RefSeq, a predicted model, not a curated record
AUGACUGAGAAGAGUGAUAUAUGUCUGCUGGGACUGAUCCUUCUCUCUUCACUAUUCACAGGUGUGAGUGGAGCAAAACACACUCAUGUGUUCAUCAGUUCUGGUGAAAGUGUGUCUCUGUCCUGUAAUGAUGAUCUUCAUCAAUGCUCCUCAACUACAUGGAUCUACAAUAAAUAUACAACAUCAUCUACAGUAGAAGUGUUUACUGGAGGAAUAAAUAAGAAUAACUCUGAGAGACUGAGUCUGACAUCUGACUGCUCUCUCAACAUCUAUAACACAACACAACAUGAUGGUGGACUUUACACCUGCAGACAAUAUGUGAAUGGACAUCAUCAUGGACCUGAUUCACAUGUUUAUCUACAUGUUCUUCAUGUGUCUUCAUCAUCAUCAUCAUCAUCACAGACUGAGAUAAGAGCAAACACAUCUGUCACUCUCUCCUGUCAGCUGUUUUCAUAUGACUGUGAAUAUUUGUUCAGUUAUGAUGGAUUUCAGCUGGUGUGGAUGAAUCAGACUGAUGUUGAUCUACAGACAGACUCCAGAUAUCAGAUUAGAUCAGAUAAACUCUGUCUCAUCUCUCUGACUACAACACUCGUGAAUGAAGACGACAACACAGAGUUGAGAUGUGUGCUCAAACACAAGAAUGACAUCAAGACCUCAGUCACAUAUACUGUCAGAUUUACAGUGACCAGCUCUCAAACAGUGACCAUUGCUGUGAUAGCUUCAUUACUUCUUCUACUUACUGUUGCUGUUCUUUGUGUGAUUUAUAUCAAAAGAUCAGAUCAAAGAUUGUCUGGAGACCCUGUGAUCACAUCUAAGAAUGACAAUAAUGGAACAUAUGACACAAUCAACAUUGUUCCUUCUACUCCUAUCACACAUGAGCAGAAAGAUGAUGUGGUUUAUUCUGAGGUAACCGUUGUCAGUAAAAAACAACUGAAGAACAACAUUGUUCAGUCUGCUGGUGAUGUGACUUAUGCCGUCAUCAGAGGAGGAAAAACUGAACCUGAAGACGCUUGAAGAGAUGUUUAAUCCUCCCUGAACAAAACCACUCGCAAAUAAAACACAAACACACAUAAUUAUACAAAACUUAAAUUUCCUUUGACAAACAAACUCAAGUGCAGAUUUGAUUUAUUUGAUGUAUUUUUGGUUGGCUUUGGAAUGUUUGUUUGUUGUCUGUUUGUUUAUUAUUUGAUGUUAUUGUCCACAUGUUAUUGAAUCCUAACAUGUCUGAUGAAUUUUCAUAGGUCUUAUUAAUACUGUACGUGAUCAAAUUGGUGUAGUGUCAUGGAAACAGAUUUCUUAGUUUGACUUUUUAUCUUAAAUGAAGAACCCCAUAAGAAAUGUUAAGACAUUAUAAUGUAUUUAUGUAUGGGCCUAACAUUUUAGACCUCUGUCCCAGCAGAACUUCAUCCUCUGCUGCAAAUGAAUUAUCAUACAUUGUGUAGUGUACUGUAAAGCAUAACACAAUUACUUUCCAAAGUAUGACCAAUGUAGUAGUUUCCAUUAAUAUGACUACACCAGCAACUGUUGCUAAUAAAGCUGAUACAAGGCAAAGUCAGUUUAAAAAAUAAAAAGUAUA